AUGAGUAUUUACCUGGUUGUCUUCAUACUUUUGUGCUAUUUGGCUUUGAUAAAAUGCAUUUACUAUCGACACCGGCGAACUCUGAUGAAGUCGCUGAAGCGCUUGUUGAGCGUUUCGUCGAGCAGAGACUCAGACGGAGCUGAGAUCAGAGCUCUGCUUGUUACUGCGCAUCCGGAUGAUGAAUGUAUGUUCUUCGCGCCAACGAUUAUACGACUCGUCGAGUUAAAUGCCUCCGUUCAUUUGCUGUGUUUGUCUGAAGGAAACUACUACAAUCAAGGAGCUCAGCGUAGACAAGAACUUCUCAACAGCUGUGCCGUGUUGGGGAUACCAGCCUCCAGAGUCACCAUAGUAGACCAUAAAAAGCUUCCAGAUGAUCCCAAAGCAGAGUGGAGCGUCUCACUGGUCUCCUCUACCAUUGUGAAGCACAUCAGAGCUCACUCCUUCAACGUGGUGCUGACCUUCGAUGGAAGAGGAGUGAGUGGCCAUGCCAAUCACGUAGCCAUCCAUAAAGCUGUCAGGCAUCUUGCUUCCACUGGACAAGUACCCGACGACUGCUGUUUGCUCUCCCUGGUGACUGUUGGCCUCCUCAGGAAGUACAUCUCCUUCUUGGAGCUUCCCCUCAGCUGGCUGCUGCCCUCGUGCCUCUGCUGUAUUAUCGGCUCACAGGGCUACAGGCGAGCCAAGGCUGCCAUGCUGUGUCAUCGCACUCAACUGUUGUGGUUCCGUUACCUUUACAUCACCUUCUCUCGCUACAUGUUCGUAAACACGCUGCGCAUGAUUCCACAGGGACCAAAGAACCUGAAGAUCUAUUAGAAGUUCAUCACAUCCUGAAGCACUGAUUUCUACACCUCAGGGUGUCCACAGAGCACAGCCCAUGAGGUGGAAUGUUGUAGCUGUUUACAGAUUAUUUUGAUCCUAUAUUGGCUGUAAAAGCCUGAAUAUUUUCUAAAGCACUUUCCAUAAACAAAGCUGACAACCAUUUUGAAACGAUGUUUAUUAAUAUUGGUAAUUUCUUGUGUUUUUGCUACAGAUAUAACUUUCAGUCAUACACUGUAUAAAAACAACACUAAGGUUUUCCAGGUGGUUCUGUUUUUCUUCACUGUAUUAUUUCAAAAAUCUGUGAAAUACUGUUGAAUAUUUCUGAUGUAUCGCUGAUUAAAAAAUGUUUGAUUCUUGUA
This is a messenger RNA of Stegastes partitus (bicolor damselfish), 1178 nucleotides long. RefSeq names its product phosphatidylinositol glycan anchor biosynthesis, class L (gene pigl). The record is from RefSeq and is a predicted model, not a curated record. Gene Ontology annotation, cellular component: endoplasmic reticulum. The coding region runs from base 1 to 813 and encodes 270 amino acids. NCBI's taxonomy places the organism in Eukaryota, Metazoa, Chordata, Actinopteri, Pomacentridae. The transcript is spliced from 7 exons. Gene Ontology annotation, molecular function: N-acetylglucosaminylphosphatidylinositol deacetylase activity.